Aspergillus homomorphus CBS 101889 is the source of this 2071-nucleotide messenger RNA. RefSeq names its product putative 1,4-beta-D-glucan-cellobiohydrolyase (gene cbhB). Gene Ontology annotation, molecular function: hydrolase activity, hydrolyzing O-glycosyl compounds; cellulose binding. Gene Ontology annotation, cellular component: extracellular region. The coding region runs from base 277 to 1878 and encodes 533 amino acids. The record is from RefSeq and is a predicted model, not a curated record. Lineage: Eukaryota; Fungi; Ascomycota; Eurotiomycetes; Eurotiales; Aspergillaceae. Gene Ontology annotation, biological process: carbohydrate metabolic process. The transcript has a single exon.
UGUCUCCAGCUUGGUAUACGAUGCGGAGGUGGCUAAUUGUGAAGAACGCUUACGAAGUGCUGUCGGGAUGCGGUCCGGACAGCCGUCAUGCUCUCAUGCUCUCGCCUACACCUGGGAAAACAGCUUCACGAUCCAUCUCUUGUAUAGACAGCAUAGCUGCUGCGUGCCAUGACAAUGAAGAUAUAAAAGGCACGCCUUUCCCAUGGUUUCAAUCGCCAUCAUCACCUCAAUCAGCAUCUUCAUUCAGCUUCAAUCGUCUUCCAUCUGCUGGCAAUCAUGACCGGUGACUCUUUCUCCAUCUACAAAGCAGCUCUCCUGCUGUCCAUUCUGGCUACCAGCAAUGCGCAGCAGGUCGGCACUUCCCAAACCGAAACGCACCCCAGCCUGACCUGGCAAACUUGCUCCGGUAGUGGCAGCUGUACCACGACCAGCGGCAGCGUUGUUGUCGACGCCAAUUGGCGCUGGGUGCACGAGGUCGGCGGCUACACCAACUGCUACAGCGGCAACACUUGGGACGCCUCGAUCUGCUCCACUGAUACCGACUGCGCCUCCAAGUGUGCUCUCGAGGGUGCGAGCUAUCAAAGCACCUAUGGUGUCACCACCAGCGGCUCGUCGCUUCGUCUCAACUUCGUCACCACGGCGUCGCAGAAGAACAUCGGUUCUCGUCUCUACCUCCUCGCGGAUGACAGCCACUACCAGACUUUCAAGCUUCUCAAUCGGGAGUUCACUUUCGAUGUCGAUGUCUCGAACCUCCCCUGUGGAUUGAACGGCGCCCUUUACUUCGUCUCCAUGGACGCUGAUGGUGGCGUUUCCCGCUUCCCGACCAACAAGGCUGGUGCCAAAUACGGCACAGGAUACUGUGACUCUCAAUGCCCUCGGGAUCUCAAGUUCAUUGACGGCCAAGCCAAUGUCGAAGGCUGGCAGCCAUCUUCGACCGACUCCAAUUCCGGAGUGGGUAACCACGGCUCCUGCUGCCCUGAGAUGGACAUCUGGGAGGCCAACAGCGUCUCCAGCGCCUUUACGGCCCACCCCUGUGAUUCGAUCGAGCAGACCAUGUGCACGGGCGAUUCUUGCGGUGGCACCUACAGUGACACUAGCAACCGAUACGCUGGUACUUGCGAUCCUGAUGGAUGCGACUUCAACCCUUACCGUCUGGGCAACACCAACUUCUAUGGCCCCGGAAAGACCGUCGAUACCAGCAAGACCUUCACGGUCGUGACGCAGUUCAUCACCAACGACGGUACCGACACCGGUACCCUCACCGAGAUCCGCCGUCUCUACGUGCAGAAUGGCGUCGUGAUCGGUAACGGCCCCUCGACGUACCCCACUGCGAGCGGCAACUCGAUCACCGAGAGCUUCUGCAAGGCCGAGAAGACCUUGUUCGGCGACACCGACGUCUUCGACACCCACGGUGGAUUGUCCGGCAUGGGCUCCGCUCUGGGCGACGGCAUGGUUCUGGUCUUGAGUCUGUGGGACGACCACGCCGCUGACAUGCUCUGGCUGGACAGCAACUACCCGACCAGCAGCUCUGCCUCCUCUCCUGGUGUCGCCCGUGGUACCUGCCCCACUGACACCGGCAAUGCCACCUAUGUGGAGGCCAACUACCCGAACGCGUAUGUCACCUACUCCAACAUCAAGUUCGGUACCCUCAACUCGACCUUCUCCGGCUCGACCUCCGGCGGCUCCGGCACCACCUUGACCACCAAGGCUUCCACCAGCACCACCAGCACCAAGACCUCGACUGGCUCUUCCAGCACUUCCACGAGCGUCGCUCAGAAGUACGGACAGUGCGGUGGCCGUACCUGGACCGGCGCGACCACCUGUGUCAGUGGAUCUACUUGCACCGUUGUGAACGAAUUCUACUCCCAGUGCUUGUAGAAGGGUGGGGAGUGCCUGUUGAUGAGGUUGGUCAUGGAGGAGUGAUGAGGAGUGAUGCACUGCAGAAAGGAUGAUGGCAAUCUGUCACUUCCCGCAGGAUGAUUUGAAGCUUAGGACUAGUCUAGUAAAUGCAAGACUGAUUUUCAUUAUCGGAUCCGCACGUAAAAAGAGUAAAUGAUGACUAUCGUAAGAG